Messenger RNA from Thelazia callipaeda (thelaziosis nematode), 165 nucleotides. Lineage: Eukaryota; Metazoa; Nematoda; Chromadorea; Rhabditida; Thelaziidae. The record is from the annotation of a GenBank genome assembly.
AUGUGGUUGCUUGUUGCAAUGUACACAUUGUAUGCUGCAGUAAUGGUCCAUACAGGUGGUGAGCUUAGAUUAGACUGUAAUAAAACUUACAGUUUACCAGAUGACAUAGGGAGCAUUAUUUGGCCUGAUAUUUGCCACAAUAUUAAUAGCACUGUUCAGUCUUAA